Messenger RNA from Syzygium oleosum, 600 nucleotides. RefSeq lists its product as uncharacterized. The transcript is spliced from 3 exons. Lineage: Eukaryota; Viridiplantae; Streptophyta; Magnoliopsida; Myrtales; Myrtaceae. The record is from RefSeq and is a predicted model, not a curated record. Bases 1 to 600 code for a protein of 199 amino acids.
AUGAGAAAUCCCGACCCGAGGGCCCUUAGGAGGAGAGUCGAACCAGGUCAGACUGGUGCCAGAAGGAGAGCACCAAAGGAUCCUAGAUUAGACCGGAUCCUUGAGGCCUUAGAGACCCUGGUAGGACAGCAAGCUCGUAAUCAAGCUGCUGCCGCCGGCACCGCCGCUGCCGCUAUGCCUGCACCUGCACCUGUACCUAUACCUGUAGAUAUUUCUUUAGCUGGGAAUGGAAAUGGGAAUCAACCCAUGCAUAAGUUGGUGGGGGAGUUAGAGAAAGUGUUCGCUUUGCUGAGAUGUUUGGACGAAGACAAGGUGACGCUGGCUACCUACCAGUUGCAAGAAAACGCCAGUACUUGGUGGGAAGCUACCCAAAGGAGGGUGUUCCCCGAUGACCAGUACGAGGCUAAGUUUGUGGAAUUGUCCAAAUAUGCGCCGAGGUUGGUUAAAGAUCGAGUUGAUAAGGCAAGGAGGUUUAGGGAUGGGCUGAAGCCCGAGAUUAAGGAUCAAGUGGUGCCUCUGAAUCUGAAGGAUUAUGAUGAGUUGUAUGAGAGGGCACAGUUGAUUGAGAGGAACUUGGUGGACAAGACAGCCGCGUCUUGA